Messenger RNA from Anopheles aquasalis, 1255 nucleotides. RefSeq names its product protein GUCD1. The record is from RefSeq and is a predicted model, not a curated record. Lineage: Eukaryota; Metazoa; Arthropoda; Insecta; Diptera; Culicidae.
GAAUCACCGAUAAAAAUGGGAUAAAAAGGUGUUUUCUAAGGUUUUUUGUGGACGAUUCGAUUAAGAUACAGGUGAUAAGAGUGAUUUAGAGUCGUUUCUAAACUCCGCCCGUCGAUUCCUCUGCAAAAGUGGGCCGGAAAAGUGGAAGAAACUGGGAGAACCGCAGCGCAGAAGGAAAGAGCCUCAAAACCCCAAGAGUGAAUCCGACGAAAACGGAUUCCAAAUCUUUUUGCAGCGCUCCGGAAACCAAUCAACCCCCUCACAAUCAACUGCCGAGAGUACGGAAAGCGGAAGGCAGCAUAAACCCCUCCGCGAAGGUUCGAUUUUACCCACUAUCUUGAUGUGAUAUCACACUUUGGGCUUAUCGGAAAUGCUCCGCCAGCCCGAAGCCAACCGUUAUCAUCGCGCACGGUAAAGUGCCUGCGGAGUGUUCGUUGCGGAUGGUUCACGUUCCUCGUAGCCCGGAAUCAUGGAAACAGGUUUCACGGCGGACAUCGUUGAGCAUCCGCUGGUGCACGUUAGCCAGCGCUAUGACUGGGACUGUGGGUUGGCCUGCAUCCUGAUGGUGCUGAAUCGACGCGAGCGCCAAACGUUUCUGUCCAACUUCCGCCAAAUCUGCGACGAAGGCCAGUUCGGUGAAAGUACCUGGACCAUCGACCUGUGCUACAUCCUUAAGGAUUUUAACGUUCCGCACAAGUACCUGACCACCAUGCUCGGUGCGAAUCCGCGACACCGGGGUAACAAUUACUACAAAUCGUACACACUGGAUAUGGUGCGCGUGAACGAUAAAUUCCGUCACGCCGAGGAGAACGGUAUCGAUGUGAAGCAGUGCGCGGUAAACUAUCGUUUUCUGAUCGAUCACCUUGGAACGUACGGUAACAUCAUCCUGCUCACCAGCGCCUCGCUUCUGUACUGUGAUUUGUGCAAAAUGAACAAACUGCCUUGUGAGCUACGCUCCUGCCUAAGCAUCACUCCCAGCUACAUGGGCCACUACAUCGUACUGUGCGGGUACAACAAGCGGCUACAAAAGUUCAUGUACCGUAAUCCGGCUUGCAAAGACAAAGUGUGCUACAUUCCAUAUCAAGCGCUUGAUAAAGCCCGCAAGGCUAACGGCACCGACGAAGACAUCAUUCUUCUCUACGAUAAAACCUCAUGACACACAACAUUCUAGUCCCCGUUUGCUUUCUAAUAUUUGUUUGAUCAGAUUUUUUGUCCAUUUUUUCACCAUUGAAAUACAUUUUUUUAAACAUAAAAA